Molecule: messenger RNA, 2634 nt
Organism: Fimicolochytrium jonesii
Lineage: Eukaryota; Fungi; Chytridiomycota; Chytridiomycetes; Spizellomycetales; Powellomycetaceae
Exons: 5
Coding region: 25-2634 (869 amino acids)
Molecular function (GO): acyltransferase activity, transferring groups other than amino-acyl groups
Source: RefSeq, a predicted model, not a curated record
GCUGGGGCUGGGACUGCAAGUCGGAUGGGGAAUGGAGUCGGAAUUCGGAGUGGAAGCGGGAUCGGAACUCGGAAUGGAAAUGGGAAUGGAGCAGGGCCUUUUGAUAAUGCGUUGAGUCCUGCGACGGGGGCAUACAGUUAUCCUCAAACCCAAUCACAUAUGUCAUCAAUGGUUUCCGAUCACUCUAGCUAUACGCCGUAUUCGUACGCUACAGAUUACGGAAUCGGCGGCAUCAGCACGCCGUUCACACCACCAGCCACCGCACGGAUAUCCCUCGCUGAUCCAAUGUACGGACCGCAAUCGACUAUCAUUGACAACCCAUAUCCUGCACAACCGACACCACCGCCGCCGCCACCACAACAGCAACAGCAACAGCAACAGCAACAGUCAUCACCAGCAGCACCACCGAACCUCCAUUCCGCAUCUCCGUUCAACAUGGACUCGAGUCCUUAUCCUCUCCAGCCGCACGAAUCAACUCCCAUCAGCUUUACAUCGCAACCCGCGCCGCUACACAGACUGGGCUUCCUGCCGAUGUUCACCGGCGGCGGGUCAAACUUGGACGAGCUGGUAUCUCACUUGGCUGGUGCGCCUCUGACGAGUCCGUCAACGGAGUUAGUGUCUACGCCAGCGUCGAUGAUGUAUAACCCACAGCAUCAAACGUCCCAUACCAGCCCUUACGUAGGCCCCUACCCUCUACAAAUGCACAGACCCCAAUCCUCACUCUACCCCCAACCCGACGUCGAACCCUCACAAUCCUCCAACUACCACCACUCACUAACCACACCAUCCUACACCGACCUCAUCAUGGCCACCCACCUAACGACCCAGUACUCCGGCACCGACAUCUACAGCUCGACGUUCCACGAAAACUUUUCACCGCAGUCGAUGAACUCGUCGCCGCUGUCGGUGGGGAAUUCGCCGACGUAUUUUGGAGAGCGCCAUUCCACGGCAACGGUGGGGAAUGGGGCUGGAGCGGAACCGGACACGACGGCGACGUCGGCGACGGCGUAUCUUGCGAGUCCGGCGGUGAAAAGUCCGACGCCGGGUGGGAUUUUUUCGCAGGGUGGGGAUGCGGUUGGGUCAAGGCAGUGGCCGGAGUUUCCGAAAUCGUCUGCCAAUGGGGACAACUCACCAGAGGUCAUCGCACUCCCCAAAGGCCGCGACAGCCAUCACCCACCCCGCCGGCACCACCUCAGACAAAAAGCGCCCCACGAACUCGCAAAAGACCACGCAGCAGCCAUAGUCCGCAAAAAGACCCUCGAACUCGUCGGUUCGUGCAAACUGUGCAACAACGCCCUUGCCAAAUUCAAUAUCCGUGGAAGCAAAGACCAGCUCGAGGGAAAUGUCACGAUUGAUAUCAUUUGCAAUUCAUGUUCGCCGAUGGCUACGGGUACGACGAGUAGUCUGAGCCCCAAAUCAGCGACGGCCGUGGAGGUCAAGACGGAAUUCACGUCCCCACCACCCACAUCGCCGAUCGCGCCGCAGGGCCGACGCUUUGAAUGCGAGAUUUGCAAAAAGUUUGUGGCGGUGGGGAAAGUGACCAACCGCCCGAAUGCGUUGAUUGACCGCAACACGACAAUUGAGGUGGUGUGCUCGGAGUGCCGGGUGCUGUGGGGGUUUUGUACCGAGUGUGGGGGUGGUGGGAAGUAUCGAACAGGGAAAUACCGCCCAACUGGCCUCUUCCUGCCCUCCCGACGAACCUGCAUGCUCCCGCAUUUCCGCCUCGGCCUAGCUCCCGUGCAUUUCGCGACGCAUACAAAGGAGGAUUUCCCCAUGGAGCGCAGCCAGGCCCUGGGUGAGGUUUAUAGGGACGCGUUCUUGUCGCUUUAUGCUACUCCCAAAGUGAUGCAAGAAGUCCCGAUCUUCAGCGAACUCGCCAACAUGAAACGGUUCCUCAACAACGCGUGGGACACCGCCGUGCGGCACAUCAUGGACGACCACCCACAAUCACAGCAUAACCCGACAACAACGAAAUGGUACUGCACAACCGCAUCCAUCACCCCGCAUAUCCAGCCAAAGAGCCGGGGGAGGCGGCACAACUCGCCUGCGGGUGUGCAGCAGAUGGAGAAGGGCGAGAAGGGGUUGAGGGAGGGGUUGUUGGCGGCGGGGAAGGGCGGGGACGAGGAACGGGGUGGGAAACCGUCUGGUCCACCCCCCACCGAGUCCGGCUCACCAACAACCUCAACGCACCCGUCGUCAUCCUCCUCCCCCUCCACGGACGCGCACACCACCGGCGGCCCAACCAGCUACGUCGGAGUCUGCAUCUCAGAGCACCACCCACCCACGCGCACGCUCUACAUCGCGGAAGUGGCCGUGAUGCAAUCCGCGCAAUCCCACGGCAUCGCCCAGAAACUCAUCCUGCACACCCUCUCCAUCCUGCCCCUACCGCAACACCUCCACUACAUCUACUUCCUCACCCGCCGCGUCAACGCCCCCAUGCAGCGCUUCGGCGAAAAAAACGGGUUCCUCCCCUUCGACGUCUUCUUCCAGACCUACCCGCGCUGUGCCGUCGAUAAAGGCCUGUUUGCAAGGGAGGAGUAUGACCUCGACGAAUAUGUGAUUUAUAUCGCGCGGUGGGAGGUGUUUGUCGAGAGGGCGGGCAGGGUCGCCAGCGAGUGUGGGUUGAGGGUGUAA